Molecule: messenger RNA, 2405 nt
Organism: Coregonus clupeaformis (lake whitefish)
Lineage: Eukaryota; Metazoa; Chordata; Actinopteri; Salmoniformes; Salmonidae
Product: tetratricopeptide repeat protein 39A
Exons: 21
Coding region: 313-2175 (620 amino acids)
Molecular function (GO): protein binding
Source: RefSeq, a predicted model, not a curated record
AUCCCCUGGAAUUUGGAGAGCACUAAGACUUAGUAGCAACACUACUGAGCCACAUUCGUUGCACUUUAAACACGAUCUGAUUAAUAGUGAUGAGAACAUCCACACCUUUUUAAACUAAGUCAGGAAGGAGGAAGGUAUAGUUCUCACAAAUACACAUGUAGCCUACUGUACUUUUAUCUCUUACGUUCUGUAACACUCGCCGUUGACGGUCAUCACCUGGGCACAGGUAAAACCCAAUGUCCAUGUAAGGAUAAUCGGGCCCUGCACUUUUUCGGGAUAUUCUGCACGUUUGCAGUAUUUCAGUGCGUUGGAAUGAGUUUUAUCACUGGUUGGAGACGCAGCGUGAAGAAAAAUGACAAAGGGGACACCAUGCAGGCUGAAGAAAUCUCAGCCGACCCCAAUGGCUCCCCAACACUGUUGUCCGUCAUAAACAGUCCAGAACUUGACUCCAUCCACACAGAUUUCAAGUUACAGUUACCAGACAACAAAGAUUCACUCAACUCUACAGAACCAUUGAACACGUCCCAGAAGUCAGACCUGUCUGUGGCCCUGGAGGACUGCAUGGCAGCGCUGGACCUGUUCCUGAGGAAUGACUUUGAGGAGGCCCUGUCCAGGCUUCGCUGCAGAAUCAAAGACAGCAUGUACCAUGCGCUCACAUACGCCACCAUACUGGAGAUGCAGGCCAUGAUGACCUUUGACCCGGAGCACAUCCUGGCAGCGGGCAACACCAUGAAGGAAGCUCAGGCAGUGUGUCAGCGGUUCCGCAAGAAGUCAACCUUUAGCAACAGAAACUUCACAGAAGAGGAACUCCAUGCUGAAGUGUGCUAUGCAGAAUGUCUCCUGCAGAGGGCAGCACUCACCUUCCUUCAGGAUGAAAGCAUGAUCAGUUUCAUCAAGGGAGGAAUCAAAGUGAGGAAUAGCUACCAGACAUAUAAAGAGCUUCAUACGGUCCUCCAGUCCUCUACCUACGUCCAUGGUGACAAUCAUGGGCAUUUUGAAGGUGGGGUCAAGCUUGGAGUGGGAGCCUUCAACCUGAUGAUCUCCAUGCUGCCCACACGGACCCUCAGGUUGCUGGAGUUUGUGGGUUUCUCAGGAAAUAAGGAGUUUGGCUUGCAGCAGCUGACGGAGGGCUCAGCAGGGCAGACUUUCAGGUCCUUCCUGUGUAACAUGCUGCUGCUCUGCUACCACACCUUCAUGAGCUUCAUCUUGGGCACUGGGGAGGGGGAUGUGGAGGAUGCAGAGAAACUCCUUCAGCCCUAUCUCAAACAGUAUCCUAAGGGAUCUAUCUUCUUGUUCUUCGCUGGUCGAAUAGAGGUUAUCAAAGGAAACCUGGAUGCUGCUAUAGAGCGCUUUGAGGAGUGCUGUGAAGCUCAGCAACAGUGGAAGCAGUUCCAUCACAUGUGCUACUGGGAGCUGAUGUGGUGUUUCACAUACAAAAGGCAUUGGAAGAUGGCCUACUUCUAUGCUGAUCUGCUCAGCAAAGAGAAUACAUGGUCCAAGGCAACGUAUGCCUAUAUGAAAGGUGCCUACCUCAGCAUGCUGACCAGGGAGGAAUGCCAACCAUUCGGGGAGAGCGAGGUAGCGCUGUUCAGGCAGGUACAUGGGCUUAAGCAGAAAAUUGCUGGAAAGUCUUUGCCAACUGAGAAGUUUGCCAUCCGAAAAGCCCGUCGCUACCUGACUGAGAACCCAAUAACGCUACCUGCACCUCCUCUGGAGAUGAUGUACAUCUGGAACGGCUACACAGUCAUCGGUAAACACAAAGACCUCACGGAGGGCAUGCUGAAAACACUGGACGAGGCACAGGCAAAACUUGACAAUAGCCCAAGGACAGAGUUCUCCAUAGACGACCAGUGUUUGGUGAGCCUGCUUAGAGGUCUCUGUCUGAAGCACCUGGGACACCAGGAGGAGGCUGAGGCCUACUUCACCCUAGUCCUUUGCAAUGAAACACAGAUCAAGUUCGAUCACUACUUGGUUCCCAAUGCACUGCUGGAGCACGGGCUGCUGUGUCUGGAGCAAGGGAGGAAGGAGGAGGGAAUCAAACUACUGGAGACAGCCAAGCAAAAUUACAAAAACUACUCCAUGGAAUCACGGACACAUUUCCGAAUCCAGGCUGCUUUGCACAAGGCCAAGGCCACAGGAGAGAAUGGGAUUCACACCAUGCCCUCCAGCCCAUAGCUGGUGUGGGCAAAACAGGGCCAAAGUCCAGCCAUCCCACAGUGCACAGACCAAUGCCGCAGGGAUGAGGCAGAGUACCAAACCACCCACUACCAGCAACAAGCAUAUGACUGGCCAGCCACCGAGCUCUCAGAAAGAACCGCAACACUACACAAGCAUAAUGUACACUGAACGGUCAAAAGCAUACAGAAAAUAGUAUUUACUCAGACAAAGAAAAUAUACGCAAUAUA